CGGAGACCUCCCCGAUUUCCGUGGCCCACGCCACGUGCCCACGCUGCCCCCCGCCUGGCACCGCCUCUGCCGGCUCCCGAGGGCGCAGACUGCGAGAUAGGGGCGCAGCGGGGAGGACGGGGGGCGCACGGUUGGGAGCAACCGGAGUGCGCGGCCCGCAGGACGGAGGGUGCGGGGGAGGACCCGGCCGCGCGGCGAGGAGGAUCGGGGCUGCGAGGUGCCGACGGGCCGGAGGGUGUCCGAGCUGCUUGCUGCUGCCGAGGAGGUCCGACGCCAGGCGGAGCUGGACCUCGCAGGCCCUCGGCCUCUGGUCCACGUGCCAGAAGCCUACGUGGCCGCUGCACUCGGCCCGAGGGAAGGCCGUGGACGAGCUGGUGGCCAGGCCCUGGGCGGUGCAUGGGCGGCCGUGGGGCCUCCCCAGCGUGGCCAGGCCCGUCAUGCUGCAGUGCCGGCCGGCCCAGGAGUUCAGCUUCGGCCCCCGGGCCCUGAAGGAUGCGCUGCUGUCCACUGAUCCGGCCCUGCGGCAGCUCUACACGUCCACCUUCUCCCCAGCCGAGAGGCUCUUCCUGGCUGAGGCCUACAACCCCCGGAGGACGUUCUUCCGCACGCUGCUCAUCCACACAGCUUUCGACUGGCUCCUCAGCCGCCCUGAGGCUCCCGAGGACUUCGAGACCUUCCACGCUGCCCUGGCGCCCCGGAAGCAGAGCCUGGCUCGGAAGCACAUUUACCUGCAGCCCAUAGAUCUGAGCGAGGGGCCGGCAGGCGGCGCGCUCCUGGACCACCUGCGGAGCUGCACAGAGGCCUUCUUCCUGGGCCUGCAGGUCAGGUGCCUGCCAUCAGUGGCGGCUGCGUCCAUCCACUGCUCAUCACGCCCCAGUCAGGACUCUGACAGGCUCCAGCUCCACACAGACGGCAUCCUGUCUUUCCUGAAGAGCAGCAAGCCGGGCGAUGCACUAUGCGUGCUGGGCCUCACGCUGUCCGACCUGUACCCCCGAGAGGCCUGGACCUUCACCUUCGGCACGUUCCUUCCAGGGCAUGAAGUGGGCGUCUGCAGCUUUGCGCGGUUCUCGGGGGAAUCCCUGCAGCAGGGGCCCAGCACCCCUGACCUGGCCCCCGAGGCACCCCUGCAGGACAGAGGCCGGACCGUGUGCUUCAGCGCCCUGGGGAUGGUCCAGUGCUGCAAGGUCACGUGCCACGAGCUCUGCCACCUCCUGGGCCUGGGGAACUGCCGCUGGCUCCGCUGCCUCAUGCAGGGCACCCUCAGCCUGGACGAGGCCCUGCGGCGGCCCCCGGACCUCUGCCCCAUCUGCCUUCGGAAGCUGCAGCACAUCCUGGGCUUCAAGCUCGUGGACAGGUACAAGAGACUGUACACCUGGACGCUAGAGGCGGCGGGGACGCGGCCUGGGCCGGCGGCCGGGGAGCCGUCCGUGUCGGAGGACACCCUGCCCUGCAGCGCGGACUCGGGCCUGUGCGGCGAGAGCGACUCGGAGCCUGGCAGCGGCCUGUCAGAGCCCCUGUCCCCGGACGCCUGGAGCCACGCCUUCCCCGCGGGCCCGGAGCUGGAGCCUGAGGACGGGCUGGGCUCCCUGGCGGCCGCGGAGAGCCCGGGGGAGGCCCUGGCGGAGCACGGGCGCUGGCUGGCGGCCUGCAUCCAGGCCCUGGAGAGGGACGUGACUGAGGAGGAGCUGGCGCGGGUGGACGGCGCCGUGGACGCCCUGGCCCGCUGGGACCUGUUCACGGGGCGGCUCCCGGCCCCCCGGCAGGACCCGCCCUGCGGCCGAGACGGCGCGGGGCUGCGCCGAGUCCUGGGCGACAAGUUCUCCUCCCUCAGGCGGAAGCUGAGCGCUCGCAAACCGUCCAGGGCCGAGGCGUCCCCGCGGCGCUGGAAGGCAGAGGACAAUUAGCACGGCUGCCGCGUCUUGUCCAGCACGGCUGGUGCGUCUCGUCCAGCGCCUGCCUGUCCCCAGGGCGCUGCGGGCCCGGCUGUGGGCGGAAGGGACGGUGUCUCGGGAAGCGGAAGGCGAUCCGUCUGCACGUGGACCCCGCACCCCCAGCCCUAACCGCAGCCUCACGACGCGGCCGGGUGGGGGGGGCGGGGUCCCAGGUACCCCGAGGGCCGUCCUCGGGCCGCACCCGACCUCACAGAGCAGGUGCCCGGCAGGUGCCUGUCUGUCUCCUACGGCCUGGGGCUCGGGGCUCUGCUACGGCGAACUCAGAUUGCAAGGCCCCAACGUGGGUCCUCCGCUCGAAGGGGGGGCAAAGGGGGUCUUGUUGCAACCUACAAGGUCCCCCGCCUCCCCCGACCCCAAGCCCAUAGAAAGGGCCCCUUUCUGCGGCGCAAACCGCACUCUGACCCUUGGAACUUGGCGUGGGCGUCUCCCUGAAAGUUCCGGGUGGCCACCACCUACCAGACCACGUGCCCAGAGACGUGCCACUUCUUCUGACAACUGUUGCGGGAAGGGAGGGUGUCCCGUGUGCAGGUCUGAAGGUGCUGCUGCGUGCUGUGACUUGCAGAGGUGAAAGCAAACCGCGGCUCCUCCAUCCUCAGGACAGUUUUCUGACAAAGGUGGCCUGGACCCCAACACCAGUGAGGGCAAGGAGAUGAGAUUUGUUCAGAACACCUGUGUCUGUGUUUUUUUGGUCUCGUUUGACCAGUUGCUGAGAGAACAAGUGAUUUAGAUGUUAAAAUACCCAUCACCCCAGUAGAACUGUCUGUCUGCCUUUAAUUUCGUCAAACUUUGCUUCCAGUUCUUGGAAACUCCUUUAUGUGCAACACACACAUUUGACUGUUAGGUUUUCCCGACCGACUGACCAUUUUCAUUAUCAAGUGCCCCGGGCUGCUAAGGAGCCCCGGGGAGAGACGCCUCUCGUCCGGACGGCAGAGCUCCCGCGGAGUGAUGGGGAGUCGCAGCUACUUCCCAUCUGGAGAGAGGCACGAACAGGAGCAGCUCCUACAUUUCGUGCAUAGCUUAGACAGUUUGGGGGGCCUUCUAAGAAAAACAGUACAAACUACAAAUAUAGAAUCAGGAGGGUCACCCCCCCAAGCAAGGACGCCUGAAACCUCCUUGUGAUGUAGGUUCCAGCCCCAGAAAGAUGGAAGGGAUGAGACCAUCCUGAAAAUAAAGCAGCAAGGACGCAGCUCUUCAGACCCGCAUUCUCUUUCUCAUGGGGUUGAAGAUGCAUCACAAGGAUUCAGAGGUAACUGAUGGGGAGAAGAGGACGAGCCAGGCUCCGCAGAAAGUGUGCUGGGGCCAACCCCACAGACAGCGUGAUGGAGGAAGAGAAGGAGGCCUCGGUGUCUCUGUCACUGUGAACAAACCACUCACCCCUUAGUGGCUUAAAACCCCAGCAACCUAUCCAGCUCAGCUGCAGUGUGGACAGAGCUUGGUGGGGAAAGUUUACCCCUGGGGCUGGGCUGGAGAGUCCUGCUCUAGGACGGCUCACUCACGGGGCUGCUGUGUGAUGGCCGAGGGCCAGCGCCUUGGUCCUGUCCGGGUGGCUUGGGCUUCCGUGUAGUAUGGCGGCUGGCUACCAAAGGAGGGAUUUCCUGGAGUCACGUGGAAGACGUGUAGCCUCUCAGGACUCAGCCAUCCUCCGUUAAGGCCGCCUGAAAGGCUCACCCAGGCUCACACACAGGGAGGGGAUGUAGAUCCCACCUCUUCAUAGGGGUGUGGUGAGGUUCUGGAAGAGCUUGGGAGGUGAGAAAACAUUUAGGAAAAACCUGCCCCAGUUAGCAUUUGCUGCUCAGAUUGGCCAUCAUACCUGCGGCAAAAUCUUACCUGUUUUUCUUCUGCAAAAGAUUAACGACUGGAAUGAUGUAAGCACACACACAGGUGACGAAGAGAGAAGAGCCUGGCUCAGACUGAGGGAGGGAGCUCAAGAGGGUCGUUACAUCAGUUGCAGAGGGAGGACACUUUUUAAAGCCAGCUGCUGGGAGGAAAGUUUUGAAAUUAAAACGUUUAGGAGCAGAGAUCAUAGCUUCCUUCCCCUGCUCAAGUAUCAGCCCAGGUUCUGCCCCUGCUGGGGGUGGAGAGCAGUUGGGGACAGUCCCCAGGGAGCGGCUUUUGGCAGAGGAGGGGAUAACGAACGCCAUCUCCCAUAGCAAAGUCACGGCUCACCAAGUUCAGGCUCAGACAUGGUACAGCUGGGCACCUUAACGGGGCUGAGCUGAAGUAGCUUCAGAUAACGGUUUCCGAGAAACAAGGGCCUGGUUUUUACUUAUGCAAAAGCACCAAGUCAGUGUCAUCUCAUCUCAUGCUCUCUCAUCUCCUUAUCUGUCAAAGGCCCCCCUGCAAGUCAGGAGGAGAGGUCUCCGAGCUUUCCCACGGACCCUCUCGGAGCCCCUCACUCUCUGGUGGGACUGGGUGGAGGGGCUUGAAUGGAGCGAAAAAUACUUUGGGGUCGUGGCGUUGUGUCACCGUUCCCGUGUGAGAUGGGGCUGGGACAUCCACGCGUGCCUUCAAAAGUAGCCUCAACACAUGUGGAAACUGUGCCCUGGUUAGGGGCGAUGGGAAGCAGGGCCCUGGUCAAGAGGUGGCAGACCCUCUUCCUGCCUCUCCUCCUUCCCCCUCUUCCUCCCCAAAGCCCCAACUCAUCAUCGGAGGGAGAGGAGGACCGUUCUCAACUCCUUCCUCCCCACCUGCGGUGCAGGAAAGUGGGAUUAGCCCGGGAGCCCCUCCGCCGGCCCCCCUGUUUCCAGAGCGUGGGUCGGGGGAGGGAUGUGGGCCUGUUAAUACUGUCCCGUGGGACAUCUGAUUCAGACCUUUCUGGGAGGAAAGCAAUCUCUGAAAGGGCUUAAAAAAAUAAACACAAUAGCUUAGCCAAGCAGCUAAUAUUAAAGCGAAGAGUCCAAAUUUAGAUCCCACCAAGUUCAAAGGAGCGGCUGUAGCAUUCCAGGGACGGACACACACACACACACACAAGGUCCAUUCGGGGCCACAGGAGCUACUCUCCAGACCCGCCAGGCAGGGCCAGGCGGCUAGACCCUCAUCUGUCUGCGGAAAGACAGGGAGCUCGUCCUUGCAAAUAAAGCCCCCCUUUGAACCUGUCCUUCUAAGUACCAGGGAAUUUCUUACAUCCCUGCAAGGUAGAUACCUUGAUCCCAUUUUAUGGUUAAGGGAGCUGAGAGGUUUGCUCAUCUGCCUGAGGCUGCAAAGCAGGGCCUGAGAUUCCCAGCGGGUUUGCUCUGACUUAGCCCUGCGUGUUCCGGGUCUUAGGAAAGCACACCGGGGAAGUCUGAGCAGGCAGAGAGUCAGGAGGAAAGCACAAGGCUUGGGAGGCCUGCACCCCGGGCUCCGUACUUGGUCCGCAGCCCUGCUGGCUCUGCCCUGGCUUCUAAGGUGGCCAGGAAGCUGCCUAGUGGCUGCAGCACUUCUGGGCCAGAGACUCCCCAGAGGGCCGAGGAAUGGCCUGGGUGGGUGGGUGGCCGGCUCUCGGGCGAAGAUGCCAAGGUAAACAAAGCCCGGAGUUGCUGGGGCUUUGAUUUGUUUGUAUAAAGAGGGCGAGUCCCCAGCAGGACUAUUUUUACCCUGGUGAAGACGGGGAGGAACAGGGCUUUGCCGGGCGGCUCCCGACCUGAGCUGGAGCCCACGCGCCCUGGGAGUGGACAGAGGCCUCUUCCAGGCCGCCUUCGCCCGCUGCGGCCAGGCUGCAGAGGGCGGCUGGCGCCGGGGACCCGAGGCCCGGCCGGCCCUCGACCCCCGCCUGCCCCAGCGCUGGAGUCUCUAGCGGAGCCAGAUCCAUCCUGGUGGCUGUAGGGACGACUGUCCACAGAGGAGCCCGGUUCCAAGGAAACCCCAGGAAGCAGCAGAUUUACGGCCCCUAGAACGACAGGCUGUGGAAACUAAGCGCCGAGAAUAAUCUGGGAAAUGCCUACUGCGUGGCUGACAGCACCACUGCCUUGGGAGCUGCUGAAACCCGUGCGAAGAGCCUGCCUCUUCCAGCACCUCCAUCUGGGAGAGCCCAGAAUAACCGAGGCUUGUUUUUGAACUCUGCUUCUUGGGUAAAGAGAUGGAUGAAAACGAGCUACGUCAGGGGUUUAUUUUAAAAAACAAUUUCCAAGAGGCGUCCCAGGGCCACAACGUGUUCAGUCCAAUGCCCCCACCCCAGCGGCGAGCCAGGGCGGCCGAGGACGCACUGGUCAAAAAAGCGACUCCUGGGCUGCUGGAGGGGACCCGUGGGGCAUCCCACCUAGCGCACGACCCCGGCUCUCCGCACACUAGCUGGAAGGGAAGCCAGGUCCCCCGGGAGGCCACCGCACGUGCCUUGCCCCAGCGCUUCCGUCAGCAUCCUCUCUGCUGAGCCCUCCUGUCCUCCCCGGCCACGGCACAGCUGAAACGCCCUACGGCCAGGCCUGCGUGGCUUCCCUCAUGUCCCCCGGAUCGUCUGAGACAUUUACCGUGGGGUCCUUACGGUGUCCCGCGGUCACCACGGGGAUAUCUGUUUGACGGCCUCUCACUGGCCGGUGAUCAGCGGGGAACCAGUCAGGAAACCCGCUCCCAGGCCGGCGCGGCACCUGCAGUCUGCACUCACCUGCCACAGGGACGAGGCGGACGAGGCGGGAGGCUCCUGGGGCGGCGCUGACCCGCCAAGGCCGACUGGCUCCUCCUCUUUCCCUCCUUCAGCCUUUGAGCCACAAAAGGUGAUUUAUUUUCACUGUUUCUCGCAGUGCCUGCCCAAAGCAAGAGGGGAUUUCAAAAGGGGGGCGGGGCUGACCGUCUACGCUGGACGGUGGUUGCGGCCGA
This is a messenger RNA of Delphinapterus leucas (beluga whale), 6743 nucleotides long. NCBI's taxonomy places the organism in Eukaryota, Metazoa, Chordata, Mammalia, Artiodactyla, Monodontidae. The record is from RefSeq and is a predicted model, not a curated record.